Messenger RNA from Suillus clintonianus, 1957 nucleotides. RefSeq lists its product as uncharacterized. The transcript has 2 exons. The record is from RefSeq and is a predicted model, not a curated record. Lineage: Eukaryota; Fungi; Basidiomycota; Agaricomycetes; Boletales; Suillaceae. Bases 147 to 1655 code for a protein of 502 amino acids.
GCGCUUGACUUCGACCACUACUGACGAGAACUGACUUAGGACCCUCCAUCAUGAUGACCGCUAUGAGACGAGAUACACGCCGUCUUCGUAGUUGAACGCGAGGCAGGCACGUGUUGCAAAGCAUAUCAACCUGGCCUGGCGCCACCAUGGGACCUUCCCCACAUCUCAGAUACCAUUCUCCAUCGCCUGGCGCGCAUUUUAUUAUCCCAACAACAACAAUCAUGUUCUCCUUGUCAUCUCAUGACGAGCCGUAUCGCGCCUCACUUAGAGAUAAUCGUGGUGUUCCAACUCUUCUCUCCCCCUGGGAGUUCCUUGACGACUAUGGCAUAGUUCACCCAUCAGGAUGCGACGUCUGCUCUUCGUACAUGAAGCAUGUCGCUGAUGCAAGCUAUUCCUCUCAUCAGCCAGCAUUCCAAAUUGCCUUCCAAGAUAGGAAGCGCGCACGCGAGGAUGUCUUUAACAAGGGCAUAGCAGAGGGCAUCCGCCGUCAAAAAGAGGAAAAUAGAGUCCUCGUCGAUGACAUUGAUCACUAUCGCUGUGAGCGAAACCAAGCUCGUGAAGAGCUAAGCACUCUUCGUGCCCAGUUAGACGCAACACGUGCAGAAUCAGAGCGUCUACAGGACAAGCUCAAACAGCAGACUGCCCCUUCAGUCGAUCUCUCCAGUCCUAUUGAAUCUGUCUCCCACCAUUCUUCUGUAAAGUCUCUCCAGCUCGACCCUGUCAUCACCCCUGCAGAUCCUCCAUCUGAACCUCGCCUCAACGAUCCUCCUCCCGUCGAUCACCAGCUCUCCCUCGACUUUUUAGCUCCUCUUUAUCCUCAACAGUUGUCUCCCCCUAUGACAACCCCUGCUUCUCCUCAAGCACAGUUGCCCGACUGCGUUGCCGCUCGCUCAUUCGCUGCCGUAUUGGCAACAGGACAGCCAGAUGAUGAUGCUACUUUUCAACCUACAUCAGAUGGCUCCCCUCCAUCAGUCGGCUGGACUGUCGUAUCUUCCUCCACUUAUAAACCGACCAAGCCCGCCAAGAGCAUCAAACAAGUCCAAUCACUCAUUAAAGCCGCCCAUCAGCCAGGGAACUACAGCGCACUCACAAAAGUCAAAGCGCUCUGUUCAGACGCCCACAAAACACCUAGAGACCAAAAGACUGAAGUCCAGCGCUACUUGUUAUCCAAUUGGCGAACUCCUGAUUGGGAGCAUCCAUCAUUACUUCCAAAGUUACCUGCUCCCUUAAACAACCCUCGUCUUGAGGACCCCGUCGAGAGUUGGGUAUCAUACUACACUGCAAACCCCAGCUCAUGUCCAAAGGGCAUCCGACGCGAACCCGAUGGUCGUCCCGUCGUUUCCGAUAUGAAAGCCAGUCGAACCGUAGCUCGCCUACGCCCCCUAGUCCACCCGAGUGAUCCCGAAUCCCGCGAAGCCCGACAGAAAUACAUGACUGUCGUCACAGAGCUCUUCUCUGAGCCAGGAGAAUACUCCAACAUCCUUCGGAGAGGUGCUUUCAGCGUCUCUCCCCACGUCUGCUAUGCGCCUUUUGUGGGCAUGGCAGACAAGAUCGACAAGUUGUCCAUCGCGCGUCACUUUGCUGCUUGUGGCGUGACUAUUCCCAUGGCUGAUGAUGAGCUUGGGCCAUGGGCUCAGGAGUAUCUUCGCGAUUAGCGAAUGAAUGACAUAGACUUACUCCGCAUCAUCUCCGCAUCAUCAUACAUUACACGCGUACCAGACAUCCGGUUAGGUCUCUGCAUACAUAGUUCCCAUAGAUCACAUCCCCGAGGUCGUACGAUUCACACUUAAUUGCGGACGUAGUACGAUAUUUAGAUCGCGACGGUUUUCGUACAUAGUGUAUUUCCGCAUAGUACAGUCAUUCACCGUUAUUUGCGUUCGCCUUGCAUGUCACUCGAAUCUGAUACUAUCUCGUGUAACUUUUGUGCUCUAUCAUAUGAGUUGCAUAUGUGCAUGAC